Molecule: messenger RNA, 3508 nt
Organism: Camponotus floridanus (Florida carpenter ant)
Lineage: Eukaryota; Metazoa; Arthropoda; Insecta; Hymenoptera; Formicidae
Product: phospholipase DDHD1
Exons: 12
Coding region: 916-2748 (610 amino acids)
Cellular component (GO): cytoplasm
Molecular function (GO): metal ion binding; glycerophospholipase activity
Source: RefSeq, a predicted model, not a curated record
GUUUUACACGCAUGCGUUGCGUGACUUGAUAGCGAUUAAAAAUAAAUGUGCGUGUGUGCGUAAAUAAAUUGCUUGCGCGAUGAUUGGAAGUAAAUCCUGCGCGAUUAGCUACACAAGUUUCAAGUAAUAUAAUUCGCCCUAGAAAUAAAUAGGCGCCAAAUGUUGCGUGACCAUUAUCCAAGGACAACGUCAUCGAUAUUGCACGCUAUGCUCGCGUGUAUUGCUUGAAAAAUAUGCACAUUGGACGUCGUGAAUAAGUGGCUUUUAACAUAUAUGGAUAUUCAUCAAAAGUAUCUUGUGUAAAGAUGGACUUUCAAGAGGAACGCGUCACGUAUCUAGACAAGUAUAAUGAUCGAUCGAAUGCGAGAGAGAGUAAUUCGAUAAUUCGCGCUGAUCGCGCGAACAAUAGUCAGCAGUCUAACUACUUGACACGUGCCACACACUUAUCCAAGGUUGAAUGACAAGUGAUCGUGAAGGGAAGGUGAUCUCGUGUCAGGGUCCCGUCUCGAAAGAGAUAGCCGCUCUCAAUACCGCUAGUACGUUCUCGCGAAAACGAGAUUCGUUCAAGGACGUGUGUUCAUUGGACGCUUGGACUUAAUUCACAAAGGAGGCAAGGAUCAAUCGAGACGUAUCUUCAUUUCGUCGCGUCUUUUACGCUCUCGUGCGAGGAGAGAUCAUCAUACGUUACAUUAUCUGUCACGCGCGCGCGAUGUGCUCGUAGCGACAGUGACAGCUCCGCUAUAAGAACUUGCGACACUCUUUUGUGCGUCAGUGCGGCAAUUCUACGCCCACGCGCGAGUUAUUAGUUCAGCUAAAAAAAAUCUAAUCUAUUGCAUAUCGCCGUCUGUUGAACUCGAAUCCGAGCGUGUGCUUGUGAUUACGCUCGAUUGACAGUUUGUCAACGUCAACGUCGAAAUGUCUGGCAAUAUAAGAGAUGUCGAUCCGUUCUCUGAAUUGCCCAUGGAACAAGAUCCCUGCGAAGACGAUGACAAAGCAAUCAUAGAGGAAAGUCUAAAGGACAAUGUAGAAAUUGUAAAUGAAGUUGCUUAUGCAGAACCUUUGAUUGCUGAAGCAAUACGAUGGUUUUAUAAAGAUGGCGUUGACAAAAGAUGGAACGAAUUUGGCGGGUAUGACAGCUUAAGAAUCGAGAAAAUCUAUCAGGAACGUCAAAGUUUAAUUAGAGAAAAUAACUGCGAGAUAAACGGUUUACCACCUCCUGAGAAAAUUGUAGUUAGAGGAGGCAUGUACGAUGUCGAAAUUGACAAUAUGAAAUGUGUUUCCAUAUAUUGGCCAGGUGAAGAAUGGGAGAUUAUGAGGGGUACAUGGUAUUAUGAUGGAAGUUGGAUACCAUUAGAAACAGAACAUUCCAAAGUGAUAGAAGAAGUCCAUCUUAAAUUAUUCCAAAAGGAAAGGAAAAACAAUCAAAGUAUUUCAAAUUGUGAUAUAAAUGCUCCUCAAUCCUAUAAAGUAUUACAUACCGAACAGUUCCCUCAAUUUCAUGUCGAUUGGCAUUCAAUUAAUGAUGUGACACUGUAUAGUGAAUAUACACCUACUAAAUUGAUGCGCAGUGUUACGUCAAAAUUAGGCUUUGCAAAAACAACAGGCUAUCGAUUAAAAAGGGGUUAUAAAACGCUUGCAAAUAUAGAGGAUAAGCCACGUGAUAUUGAUCAUAUAGUAUUUGUUGUUCAUGGGAUAGGGCAAAAGCGUGAUACGGGAAAAAUAAUACGUAACACUACAUGUUUUAGGGAUUGUGUGGAUUGGCUUAAACAGAAAUAUUUUCCAAACUCCAAACACAGAGUAGAAUUUUUUGCAGUUGAAUGGCGGUCAUCGUUAAAAUUAGACGGAGAUAUAGUAGACGCAAUUACGCCCUAUAGCGUAUUAAGCAUACGUCACUUGCUAAAUACAUCAGCAAUGGAUAUUUUAUAUUAUACGAGUCCAUUAUAUGGUGCUGAAGUUCGAACCGGUUUGCAGAAGGAGUUAAAUAGAUUAUACUUUAUGUUUGCAAGCCGACAUCCUGGUUGGCAAGGAAAAGUUUCAAUUUUGGCACAUUCUUUAGGAUGUGUAAUUGUAUAUGACAUAGUUACAGGCUGGGUGGGACAUGACACGCGACUUCCAUCUCCGCAGGCACAAGAAGUUUUAUUGCAAGGAUUAGAAUUUCCUAUCGAAAAUUUAUUUUGUUUGGGUUCGCCGUUAUCUGUAUUUCUAGCGCUGCGUACACGUGCUCCAUCCAAUAGAUUAGACGUGAUGCCGCAAAGUUUAUGCAAGAGAUUUUACAAUAUAUUUCACUGGUCUGAUCCAGUGGCUUACCGGAUGGAACCACUUUUAGAAAGAGACUAUAGCAAAGUUGAACCAGUUCUUAUACCGCCAUAUGGUGGAAUCGAUGGACAGCACAUGCCACAAUCGCCUUCGUCAUUGAACAAUGUGGAUCCAACUUUAUCGCCUACAGAAGGUGACGAUAAAGAUGAUAGUCCAGUGGAUACACCUCGUAAUGCAGAGAAAGGCUGGAGUCUUUGGGAUUUAGUGCGAGGCGGAUGGGCUGUUAAGGAAGGCCCAUCUUCGCCAACACCAGAUUCAAAUCCACCGAUCCGUCCAGGUCAAGAAUUAACGCAACGACUGGAUUAUGUACUACGUGCAGUCGGCUUAGGAAGGAAUUAUUUAUACACGGUAACAGCCCAUACAGCGUAUUGGAAUAACUAUGACGUGGCCUAUUUUGUAUUAACAAGACUGUUCCCGACGUUGGAAACGUGAUGGCGGUUUAAACAUUUUAACGCAGAACUUCGUUUUCUGCUAAAAUGUUCUAGUCCACUAUAGGCCUACGUCGAAUAUGUGAUAUCGCAAAUAGGCCUACACCACCAAAACAAUCUGUGAUAACGGAAAAACGAUACAAUAAUGUAAAUUCUGUAGAAAUCAAUCGUUUUAUAAUGUUUGCAUAAUUUAAUGUAUAUAUCAAACUGUAUAUAUCAAGUUAUAGAAGACAAGAAAACUUUGUCUCUGCUCGUUUCGAAAGUAAUUUGUUUGUACCAAAUAUGACGCAAUUAAUAUUUAUAUAUAAAGUAAUAAAGACAAAGAGAGGAAAAGAGAAAGAGAGAUUUGGCAUAUUAUAGGAAUACAUGAAAGAAAUAAGUUUUCGCGAAUUACGUUACUUCCUGAUAUAAAUAUAGUUUAUGCACAGUAUUUAUUAAAAGUACGAUAUUUUACAAACUCUCUAUGUCUUGUUGCGAGAUACAAAACAAUUGUUUUUGGAUAGUUUAUGGGCAACUAAUAUAUUCUUAUUGCGCCUUUGUUAUUUAUAUAUCGCCGUAUAUAAAUAACAUAUUUUAAGAUUAGCGUCCGUAUUAAGUGCGUUAUUGGUCUUAAAGUAGAACGAAUUAAGCUAAACUGAUGCUCUUACGAAUUUUUCUUAUAUAUUUCAUAUAGAUUUAAAUCAUAUGAAUCGACUUAUGAGAACACUUACAUUCAGAAUUUAAUAAUAAUGCAGAAACAUAAAACACCACAACACUAAUUUAUA